Molecule: messenger RNA, 3309 nt
Organism: Filobasidium floriforme
Lineage: Eukaryota; Fungi; Basidiomycota; Tremellomycetes; Filobasidiales; Filobasidiaceae
Exons: 13
Coding region: 1-3309 (1102 amino acids)
Biological process (GO): phosphorelay signal transduction system; cellular hyperosmotic response; phosphorylation
Cellular component (GO): membrane
Molecular function (GO): phosphorelay sensor kinase activity
Source: RefSeq, a predicted model, not a curated record
AUGGAUCAGACGUGUAGGACCUGCGGUCGUGCUGGCGGGUCAAGCUCGCAGUCGCCAUCAUCAGCAACGGCCUUGACCGUUUCGACUUCGACCCGACCGUCGACAGAGCUCGACCGGGAAAGGGACUCCGACUCCUCCCCGCCCCUCUCGCCAGAAAAGGAGCUGGAACUCCUUCGAGCGCAAGUGAGGGAUAUCGCCAGGGUAUGUAGGGCGGUCGCCAUGGGUAACCUAGAGAACAAGAUCACCGUUCCCGUCGAAGGGCCGAUCAUGAGCGAGUUAAAGGAGGUGAUCAACGGGAUGGUGGAUCAGCUGAAGAGUUUCGCUGGAGAGGUCGAGAGGGUGGCUACCGAGGUCGGCACGGAAGGUCGUCUCGGGGGACAAGCCGUCGUCGAAGGAGUCCAGGGGACAUGGCGUGACCUGACUUUCGUCGUCAACAAGCUCGCUGCCAACCUGACUCAACAAGUCAGGGCCAUCAGCGAGGUCACCACUGCCAUCUCCAAGGGAGACCUGUCACGCACCAUCGAGGUCCCGGCCGAGGGUGAACUGCUCGAACUCAAAUUGACCAUUAACAACAUGGUCAAGAUGUUGCGAAACUUGGCCGACGAGGUCAGUAUCGUCAGUCUCGAGGUCGGAAGUCAGGGAAAAUUGGGUCGGACGGCGAACGUGCCUGAUGUCCAGGGGGUUUGGAGCGAGUUGGUCUUGAACGUCAAUCGAAUGUGCUCGUCCCUCACGGACCAAGUGCGAAGUAUCGGGUAUGUCGCUACGGCCAUCGCCAAUGGGGACUUGUCGCAAAAGGUCGAAAUCGAGGCUGCAGGAGAGAUUGCCAUCUUGAAAGAUACCGUCAAUAACAUGGUCGCUCAAUUGACCGUCUUCGCGCGAGAAGUUUCGAGGGUCGCCUUGGAGGUAGGGACCAAGGGAAUUCUUGGAGGUUCUGCUCAGGUUGAGGGGGUCGGCGGGGUCUGGUUGGAAUUGACGACCAACGUCAAUCAAAUGGCGCAAAACUUGACCGAGCAAGUUCGAGAGAUCGCCCAAGUGACUAGUGCCGUAGCAGCAGGUGAUUUGACCAAGCUGCUGACGACACAACGAAGCGCCGGAGAGAUCCUCAGCUUGAAGCAGACCGUCAACGGAAUGGUCUCCCAACUGCGAAUCUUUACAGCCGAAGUAACAAAGGUCGCUAUCGCCGUCGGCACUGAGGGCCGUCUUGGAGGUCAAGCCGUCGUACCUGACGCCUUGGGAGAAUGGAAGGACCUGCUCGAUAACGUCAACUUGAUGGCAGGAAACCUGACGACCCAGGUCAGGGGUAUUGCUACCGUGACGAGAGCUAUCGCUCGAGGUGAUCUCUCGCAGAAGAUCGAUGUUGUGGUACAUGGGGAAAUUCAGUUGCUUAAAAUCGACGUCAACGGCAUGGUAGAUUCGCUUCGAUCGUUCUCGUCGGAGGUAGUCCGGGUAGCCCAACAAGUGGGUCUUGAAGGAAAACUCGGUAUACAAGCUCAAGUGCAAGACGUCGAGGGGGUGUGGAAAGAGAUCACCACGAACGUAAACGCCAUGGCUGCCAACCUGACAAGUCAAGUGCGAGCCUUUGCUCAGAUUUCGGCCGCGGCAACCGACGGAGACUUCACCAAAUUCAUCACGGUCGAGGCCAGUGGAGAAAUGGAUUCGCUCAAGACCAAGAUCAAUCAAAUGGUAUACACGCUGCGAGAGUCCAUAUCGAAGAACACGCAGGCGAGACAGGCAGCCGAACUCGCCAACAGAUCGAAGAGCGAGUUCUUGGCAAAUAUGAGCCAUGAGAUCCGUACUCCCAUGAAUGGAAUCAUUGGAAUGACCGUAUUGACUCUGGAAACCGAGCUCACGAGGCAGCAGAGGGAGAAUCUGAUGAUCGUAUCGCAAUUAGCCGGGUCUCUGUUGACCAUUAUCGACGACAUUCUCGAUAUUUCUAAGAUCGAGGCGGGUCGCAUGACCAUGGAGGAAAUUCCGUUCUCGCUCCGAACAACGUUAUUUGGCGUCCUCAAGACCCUUUGCGUCAAGGCCGCUCAGAACAGUCUGGACUUGAUUGCCAACGUAGAUCCGACGAUUCCGGACCACAUCAUCGGAGAUACGCUACGUCUGCGACAGAUCAUCACAAAUUUGAUCGGGAACGCCGUCAAGUUUACGACCAAGGGUCAAGUCGCCCUCAGCUGUCGAUGCGUGAAAGAUUACGAGGAUGCCGUCGAGCUGGAAUUCUGCGUUGCCGAUACGGGUAUCGGUAUCAAGCAAGACAAGCUCGACCUGAUCUUUGAUACGUUUGCACAAGCAGACGGGUCGACGACGAGAAAGUACGGAGGAACCGGUCUCGGACUGUCGAUUUCGAAAAGACUGGUCAGCUUGAUGGGAGGCAAGCUCUGGGUGCAGAGCAUUUACGGCAAGGGUAGUCGCUUCUACUUUACGAUGAUGGCCAAAAAGACGGCCAGGACGACGCUGCAGGUCUUGGACCGAUUGGCACCGUGGGCGAAACGGCACGUCCUCUUUAUCAACACUUUGGGCGACACCUCUCGUAUACCCGAAACAUUGAUGGAGCUCAACUUGCAACCGGUCGUCAUCAACUCUGUACAAGGAGUGUGGGAGCCUGCUAUCUCCGGUGACAAGGCGCCGGCCUUCCACGCCGUCAUUGUGGACACUCUGAUGACGGCUGAAAAGCUGAGAGAGGUCGAGCACUUGCGAUUCAUGCCGAUCGUCCUGCUUGCGCCUACCAAUAUCCUUUCCCCCGUUCCCGUCAAGACGUGCCUGGACAUGGGUAUCACGUCCUAUUUCACGACCCCGCUCAACAUGGCGGACCUAUCCAGCGCCCUCUUGCCCGCACUCGAGAGCCAUCAGUUACAACCGACCGAUCCGGGCAAGAACAACUCGCUCGACAUCUUGCUGGCGGAAGACAACUUUGUCAAUCAAAAGCUCGCCGUCAAGCUGCUCGAGGGCGGCGGACACCGAGUGGAUGUGGCGGACAAUGGACAGGUGGCGUUUGAAAAGUACAGGGACGCGAUGUUGGCCAAGAAGCCCUAUGCCGUCAUCCUGAUGGAUGUCUCGAUGCCCGUCGUGGGAGGACUCGAAUCGACGAGCAUGAUCCGGAACUUGGAGGAUCAGGAAGGGUAUAAACGGGUCCCGAUCAUCGCGUUGACAGCACAUGCCAUGUUGGGUGACAAGGAACGGUGCCUAGCCGCAGGGAUGGACGACUUCGUCUCGAAACCCGUCCGACGUACAGACCUCUUGUCAACGAUCGCCAAGGUAAUCCGGGCGGGCAUCACCGUGGCGAGUCUGGCAAACGAACAACGAGUAUGA